GCUGCACAGGCUGCGGGGGUGAAGUUGAUGGCGGGUGUGUGGGCUACGGAUGCUACGCAUUUUGAUACGGAGAAACAGGCGUUGCUUGGGGCUUUGCAGCAGUAUGGGAGUGAUUGGUUGGUUGGAGUUUCUGUUGGUUCCGAAGAUUUGUAUCGUGGUGAUGUCUCUGCUUCUCAACUCGCUCAUCAAAUCUAUGACGUUCGCGGGAUGGUUCAAGGACCCGGUGGGGCAUCCUCCACCCCUGUCGGCCACACAGAUACCUGGACCGCCUGGGUCGACGGAUCCAACGCUGAAGUGGUAACUGCGUCGGACUUCCUCCUCGUGGACGGCUACCCCUACUGGCAAGGCUCCGAUAUCUCCUCCGCCCGUGACACAUUCUUCCAGUCCUACGACGCGACAGUUAACGCUGCACAGGGUAAGCCUGUCAUGAUCGGCGAAACGGGAUGGCCGACGGGUGGGGAUAAUCACGAGAGUGCGGUGGCUGGGGUCAGUGAGCUCCAGAGUUACUGGAAGAGUGUGGGGUGUGAGUUGAAGAGUAGGGGGAUUGAUUAUUAUUGGUUUUCGGAUGUGGAUUGUUCGUAUUGCGCUGCGGGGGUUGAGCAGAACUUUGGUGUUGCGUACAACCUUGGGAGUCUGAAGAUUGAUUUGUCUUGUUAAUGACAAUUGCA
Messenger RNA from Saitoella complicata NRRL Y-17804, 668 nucleotides. RefSeq names its product glycoside hydrolase. The record is from RefSeq and is a predicted model, not a curated record. NCBI's taxonomy places the organism in Eukaryota, Fungi, Ascomycota, Saitoellomycetes, Saitoellales, Saitoellaceae. Bases 28 to 657 code for a protein of 209 amino acids. Gene Ontology annotation, molecular function: glucan endo-1,3-beta-D-glucosidase activity; 1,3-beta-glucanosyltransferase activity. Gene Ontology annotation, cellular component: cell surface; fungal-type cell wall; extracellular region. The transcript has a single exon. Gene Ontology annotation, biological process: carbohydrate metabolic process; cell wall organization.